Urocitellus parryii (Arctic ground squirrel) is the source of this 2435-nucleotide messenger RNA. It is a transcript of the gene Hoxa13, whose product is annotated as homeobox A13. Gene Ontology annotation, biological process: regulation of DNA-templated transcription. Lineage: Eukaryota; Metazoa; Chordata; Mammalia; Rodentia; Sciuridae. The record is from RefSeq and is a predicted model, not a curated record. Gene Ontology annotation, molecular function: DNA-binding transcription factor activity, RNA polymerase II-specific; DNA binding.
CGCGCCGCGCGCUCUUCACUUCUUGGGGGCUUUUUAAAACAGCGCCACUGGGGUCUUCUCCAUGCGGCUCGGGCUAUGACAGCCUCCGUGCUCCUCCACCCCCGCUGGAUCGAGCCCACCGUCAUGUUUCUCUACGACAACGGCGGCGGCCUGGUGGCCGACGAGCUCAACAAGAACAUGGAAGGGGCGGCGGCGGCGGCAGCGGCGGCGGCAGCGGCAGCGGCGGCCGGGGCCGGGGGCGGGGGCUUCCCCCACCCUGCGGCUGCGGCCGCGGGGGGCAACUUUUCGGUGGCGGCGGCGGCCGCGGCAGCCGCGGCGGCCGCGGCCAACCAAUGCCGCAACCUGAUGGCGCACCCCGCGCCCCUGGCGCCGGGCGCCGCGGCCGCCUAUAGCAGCGCGCCGGGGGAGGCGCCCCCGUCGGCCGCCGCUGCCGCUGCCGCCGCCGCCGCCGCCGCCGCCGCCGCCGCCGCCGCGUCGUCCUCGGGAGGGCCGGGCCCGGCGGGCCCGGCGGGUGCCGAGGCCGCCAAGCAAUGCAGCCCCUGCUCCGCGGCGGCGCAGAGCUCAUCCGGGCCAGCGGCGCUGCCCUAUGGCUAUUUCGGCAGCGGCUACUACCCGUGCGCCCGCAUGGGCCCGCACCCCAACGCCAUUAAGUCGUGUGCGCAGCCCGCCUCGGCCGCCGCCGCUGCCUUCGCGGACAAGUACAUGGAUACUGCCGGCCCCGCGGCCGAGGAGUUCAGCUCCCGCGCUAAGGAGUUCGCCUUCUACCACCAGGGCUACGCAGCCGGGCCUUACCACCACCAUCAGCCCGUGCCUGGCUACCUGGAUAUGCCGGUGGUGCCGGGUCUCGGGGGCCCCGGCGAAUCGCGCCACGAGCCCCUGGGUCUUCCCAUGGAAAGCUACCAGCCCUGGGCGCUGCCCAACGGCUGGAACGGCCAAAUGUACUGCCCCAAAGAGCAGGCGCAGCCUCCCCACCUCUGGAAAUCCACACUGCCCGACGUGGUCUCCCAUCCCUCGGAUGCCAGCUCCUAUAGGAGGGGGAGAAAGAAGCGCGUGCCUUAUACUAAGGUGCAAUUAAAAGAACUCGAACGGGAAUACGCCACGAACAAAUUCAUAACCAAGGACAAACGGAGGAGGAUAUCAGCCACGACGAACCUCUCCGAGCGGCAGGUUACAAUCUGGUUCCAGAACAGGAGGGUCAAAGAGAAAAAAGUCAUCAAUAAAUUGAAGACCACURGUUAAUGGAUUAAAAAGUGGAGCACAGGGCAACUUGAAGAAAUGCUUCAGAACUGAUUGUUUUUGCCCAGCUAAUGGUAAUAAUGCUUAAUAAUAAUUGAAGAAUUGGAAAGAGAGACACUGGUAUUUUGCUGUCUUAAGUGGGAAUUUCUUUUUAAUGGAAUCUACAACUUUUUAAAAACUUUUUAAGAUGGUAAAGACUGACAGUUCUCCCGCCAACAGACCGUUAAAUGACAAAUUCUAGAGUCAAACGUCAACCCCUAAAUACGAAAUUUCAGAUAACUUACGCACUUACUAAAAUCUUGUAAGUAUUUAUGUGACCGUUAUAUUUUAGGACACUGUGUUAGAUGGUAAUGAUUUGAAAGUUGGUUAUAAAAGCAAGAGUCUGUUGUAAACAUCUGCUUGUUCUUCUUAGGUCGUCAUUCCCUUUGCAUGUUAAGUGCCUGCUCAGGUAAAUCUUAGUGAAAUUCCUACCAUUGUAUGUUCUGAAAAAUGUUUCAUAUAUAGGUUUAAAGCAAAAAAGAGAAGGUACUGAAAUAAUGGUCUUUAACUAUUUACUAUGAAGGGAGAAAGGAGAGAAAACUCUUCCGAGGAUCAUUUGUCUUGAUAGUAAAUACAGCCUUUAAUUUUUUGAGGCUAAAAGGAAACACCAGAUUGGUAAUGUCCUUCUAAUAAUAGCAAGCAUAUUUGUGAUUGGACUACCACAAUAUCAGAGAUUUUCCAAAGAAUUGAGUAUUUUUUAAAUGUUUAAAUUACCAGAUGAUCCGCAGGGUUGACAUUAUGUUAGAUCUCCCAGAAAGUCCUACCCAAACAUGAAGGAUUUCAGUUUGAAUGCAAUUCCUUUUUUUUUUUUUUAAUUUAAUUGGCAUUUUCCAAUAUUUUCUGAACGUUUUGCUGGAUAAAUCAUUUUUUUUUAUUUUUAGAAAACUCUGAAUGGAAAUCCAUUCCCCUGAAAUAUUUAGAUGUCUACAUUCUGUAUUUUGAUCUAUUAAGGUGUUAGUGUUUUCCUUGUUUAUUGUGUUAUGAGACUUCAUUAGAAAGUUUAGGGAUUCAUCUUCACUGCACAUUUUAAACCAAGCAGUUAUUUCAACCAGCACAUUCGUUUUGUUCAUAUUCACUAUAAAAUGCUAUCUUGUAAAUAAAGACAUUCAGCACACUGUGAAAAAAAUGUAUUUGUGCACCUGCUUUUUAAAUAUUUCUAC